Molecule: messenger RNA, 1269 nt
Organism: Mastomys coucha (southern multimammate mouse)
Lineage: Eukaryota; Metazoa; Chordata; Mammalia; Rodentia; Muridae
Gene: Cxcr4
Product: C-X-C motif chemokine receptor 4
Exons: 2
Coding region: 96-1175 (359 amino acids)
Biological process (GO): G protein-coupled receptor signaling pathway; chemotaxis; neurogenesis
Cellular component (GO): membrane
Molecular function (GO): chemokine receptor activity; cytokine binding
Source: RefSeq, a predicted model, not a curated record
AACUUCAAUUUUGUUGCCUGGUGCAGCAGGUAGCUGUGACCCUUUGAGGCGUUUGGUGCUCCGGUAGCCGCCACGGCUGGAGAGCGAGUGUUGCCAUGGAAUCGAUCAGUGUAAGUAUAUACACUGCUGAUAACUACUCGGAAGAACUGGGGUCCGGAGACUAUGACUUCAACAAGGAACCCUGCUUCCCGGAUGAGAACGUCCAUUUCAACAGGAUCUUCCUGCCCACCAUCUACUUCAUCAUCUUCUUGACUGGCAUAGUGGGCAAUGGAUUGGUGAUCCUGGUCAUGGGUUACCAGAAGAAGUUAAGAAGCAUGACAGACAAGUACCGACUGCACCUGUCGGUGGCCGACCUCCUCUUUGUCAUCACGCUCCCCUUCUGGGCAGUCGAUGCCAUGGCUGACUGGUACUUUGGGAAAUUUUUAUGUAAGGCUGUUCAUGUCAUCUACACUGUCAACCUCUACAGCAGUGUCCUCAUCCUGGCCUUCAUCAGCCUGGACCGGUACCUCGCCAUUGUCCAUGCCACCAACAGUCAGAGGCCAAGGAAGCUGCUGGCUGAAAAGGCAGUCUACGUGGGUGUCUGGGUCCCAGCACUCCUCCUGACUAUACCUGACUUCAUCUUUGCCGAUGUCAGCCAGGGGGACGUCAGCCAGGGGGACGACAGGUACAUCUGUGACCGCCUUUACCCCGAUAGCCUGUGGAUGGUGGUGUUCCAUUUCCAGCACAUCAUGGUGGGUCUCAUCCUGCCGGGCAUCGUCAUCCUCUCCUGUUACUGCAUCAUCAUCUCUAAGCUGUCCCACUCCAAGGGCCACCAGAAGCGCAAGGCCCUCAAGACGACGGUCAUCCUCAUCUUAGCUUUCUUUGCCUGCUGGCUACCGUAUUACGUGGGGAUCAGCAUCGACUCCUUCAUCCUUUUGGGGGUCAUCAAGCAAGGCUGUGACUUCGAGAGCAUCGUGCACAAGUGGAUCUCUAUCACAGAGGCCCUCGCCUUCUUCCACUGUUGCCUGAACCCCAUCCUCUACGCCUUCCUCGGGGCCAAGUUCAAAAGCUCUGCGCAACAUGCACUCAAUUCCAUGAGCAGAGGCUCCAGCCUCAAGAUCCUUUCGAAAGGCAAGCGGGGUGGACACUCUUCUGUCUCAACAGAGUCAGAAUCCUCCAGUUUCCACUCCAGCUAACACUUAAUGCAAAGACAUAUAUAAUAUAUAUAUAUGAUAAAGAACUUUUUUAUGUUCCACAUUUUCCAGAUAUAAAAGACUGACCAAUCUUGUA